AUGCCCACCUCCACGGCUAAACCCUCGAAUGACCAGCUCGAGCGCGUCACCUCCUCGGAGCACGAAGCCAUCCUCACCUCCGUCAUCUCCCUCACGAGCGUCUUCAGCGCCUGUGUCGAGGCCUUCAACCUCAUCCACCCGAGCUACAAGUGGGAGAAGGGUGAAAGACUCCUGCUUUGCCGUCUGGGGCUGCAGCAAGCCCGCCUGCUGAUAUGGGGCGAUGUCGUCGGGAUAUCGUCUCCUCCUGCGACUGUGACCGAUAGAGCGGUACCGAAGCACCCUUCGCCUGCGUACCCAGAUCUGAAAGAACCGACUUUCUUCGGUGUGCGGGACGCGAGGUUGGAGGAUGCAGAGGUGAGGACGCAGGUUGAGGCCGCGCUGAGCGAUAUUGUGGACAGGAGCUCGCAUACUUCGCGGGAAGAGGCGAUGGCGAAGUAUGGGCUUAAGCCGCCGAAGAAGUUCCUGCCCGACUACGAGCCCGCGCUCGAUUUGAACAGGCUGGAAGGCUUUCGCGAGAAGUGGGAGUUGCUGCGCGAGGUAGCGGAGAGCUAUGCGCAACUGGAAACUCGGCGCAAUGCUUCUAUUACGAGGACUAGCUGGGCUAUCGCUGAUCUUGCGAAGUUCGACGGCUUCAUUAAACUCACGCAGGCGAAGAUCGAUGAGCUCAUUCAACUUAUGGACGUGAAGGAACAAGUCGACCGCGGCAUGAGGAUGGAUAUCAAAGCCCUCGGCUGGCACCUCUCCGCUGACAAAAGCCGUGUAGCGCAGGAUACGAGCAAGCUCCGUCUCAUCACUGAGAUCUGUCAAGAAGAGUACCCGGAAUACUUGGAUGCCACCAAAGCGGCGCUCGAUAACAUCGACCGCGAGCGGAGGGAGAGCGCACCAACCUACAACCCUUACACCUCCGCCCCAGCAUCCGCUCCAGUAGCGAGCCAGGCUCCGCGACGCGGCUCUACGCCUGCAGUGAAGACGGCUCAAACAAAUGGCACGACCAACGGCGCCAGCCCCAAGCCCAAGCAAGGCGGCCUCUUCGGCAGCUUCUUCAAAUUCGGCCGCAGCAAGUCCUCCCUCAACGCCGGACGCUCGCAAUCCGUCUCCGCCGCUUCCUCCACCCCGCAAGAAGACCCCGGGCCUCCUCGCGCCCUCUCCGACGCCGGACCUGCCCGCCCCGGUGACGAAGAAGCUGACCCCAACACCCUCGAGCGCGCGCGCAGCAAGAGCGUUGGCGCCAUGCCGGCAGACUUUACGAUGCCGCAGGACGAAGUGGCCCCGCAGGCGCAGGCGGACUCGCCGAUGGAGGAGACGAAGACGGUGCGGAGCAAGUCUGUGGGAGAGAUUUUGGACAUCCGACCGGAUGACGCGGAGGAGGAGGAGGCGAGGGGGAAGUUGGAGAGGUUGGAUACUGGGGGUACGGAUAGGACGAUGGAGGAUGAUGUGAAGGCGGGAAAUGAUUUAAAGAGUGCGGUGAGUAGGCAUGAUAUGUUUCAUGGAUUGGGGAGGCAGGGGACUAAGGUGCAGUGGUGA
Messenger RNA from Saxophila tyrrhenica, 1524 nucleotides. RefSeq lists its product as uncharacterized. The transcript has a single exon. The record is from RefSeq and is a predicted model, not a curated record. The coding region runs from base 1 to 1524 and encodes 507 amino acids. NCBI's taxonomy places the organism in Eukaryota, Fungi, Ascomycota, Dothideomycetes, Mycosphaerellales, Extremaceae.